Candidula unifasciata is the source of this 317-nucleotide messenger RNA. Lineage: Eukaryota; Metazoa; Mollusca; Gastropoda; Stylommatophora; Geomitridae. The record is from the annotation of a GenBank genome assembly.
ACGCUCCUGCAACAAACACAUGAUGAGGUAUGCCGAUCACGGAAGCACGGUCCGGGAUGCCGUCUGCGCCUGCGUGGAAGGAUUCCAUUUCCCAAACGAGGACCAGAGAGCUUGUGUGCCCAACAAAGAAUGUCCCAAAGGAACAGUCCCGGGAAUUUACGGAACUUGUGAGCCGUGUUUGCCAAAGGGAGGCUACUCAGACAUAGCGGGCAAAAUCAAGGAAUGCAAGCCGUUAACCAUCUGUGAAGAACAAAACCGAUGCACGAUUAAGAAAAGUAAUGGAGAAAUGGACAAUGAGUGUGGAGACAUUGUUAAAG